This is a messenger RNA of Mytilinidion resinicola, 2676 nucleotides long. RefSeq lists its product as uncharacterized. Lineage: Eukaryota; Fungi; Ascomycota; Dothideomycetes; Mytilinidiales; Mytilinidiaceae. The record is from RefSeq and is a predicted model, not a curated record. The transcript is spliced from 3 exons. Bases 1 to 2676 code for a protein of 891 amino acids.
AUGAGCCUUGAGCCGCCCUUCUCUCUGAAGCACACCAACGUCAGUCGUCCCCAAUUACUACACUCCGAUUCCAAGCAGAGCAUCACCGCCUCCGAAGACUUCUACUCCCUCUCCGAUCCCAACUCGAGCGAGAGCGAUGAUCCCUCGAAGCUCACAAAUAUCCGAUUCCAGACCCCACCCUCACGCUUCAGGACCCCACAACAGAGCCAUGAGCGUGUGCACUCUGAGACUACCCUCCCUACGGUGAACAUUGGCAAGAAGAGACUGCCCCCGCAGACUCAGACUGCCCACCUAUCUCCAACAUCACCCACAUUCAGCGAGAAAUCUAUUGCUCGAAAGCCCGUCCCGACUUCACCCUCCGACGGCCAGGACGCCGAGCUGAGGGACAGCAAGUUCUCCCAAAUACAACAUCCGAUGGAUUCCGAAUCCCUCUCUACGACGCCCGGCAUGGACGAUACUCCCUACAUUCGCUUUGCCAUCGACCAGCUCACAAGGGACGAGGAAGUGAGAGGGUCCAGACAAUACACUACGGCUGAAGAUGAGGACUAUCCUGUGGAUCGAAUAGUCUCGGACGAAGGCCUGGGAUACGGAGCUCAAGAACGGGACAGGCAACGGAGAAUAUCUCGCGGACUACCACCCCGGCAUCCUCAGCAUACUGCUACCAGGAAACCCGAUCCACCAAUUCAGCGAGACAUCUUCGUUCCUUACCAGCCAUCGCCAAACUCUUUUCAGUACCCUCCUCUCAACUUCAUGCCCGGCAUCCUUAGACCCGUCUGGCUAGGACUCUAUCUGUUCCUCUGCCUCCUGAUGCUCGCCGGCCUCAUCUUCUGCGCUGUUUAUUCGAACCAGAACCAAGGUCUUUGGGAAUACAUAUCUUUUGGCGACAACCGAUACUUCGUUUUUGAAUACUUGCCCACCCUUUUUGGCAUCAUAAUCCUAAUAUGGCUCUUCCAAAUCCAAAUCGCCCUACAAAGAACCGCACCUUUCAUCGCCAUGGCAUCGGAAUCACAAAAACAGCGAUCCGAAGCCGUCUUCCUCGAACUGUAUCCCAUGCAAUUCCUCCUUCCAAAACUUGAGCAUUUCCGGGCUGGCCAGCCAGUUAUCGGAGUAUGCUAUGUAAUUUUCUGGCUCUUUUCCUGGACUAUACCCCUUCUUGCCUCUUCUUUCAACGUUCGAUACCAUACAGCAUCCGGGAGUUGGAGAUGGAUUGCCGUACAGGGCGUUAUCUGGACUACCGCCGUCCUCUACAUACUACUAAUACUUGCGCUAACUGCCCUCGGAGCAUACAUUACCCGCAAGACGACCGGAUUGAAGUGGGAUCCGCGGUCUAUUGCCGAUAUCAUUGCACUUCUCGAACGAUCGAACAUUAUGAACGACUACAGCGGCUCCGAGACGUUUGUUGAAGACGAGUUUCGCCAACGCCUGGGCAACCGAACAGAUCGCAUUGGUUACUGGCAUACUUCAAAACGAACUAACGACAUCUUUUACGGAAUUGGAGAGGAGGGCGGAGCGACGAGGCGGUACUCCAUCGAGCAAGGCAGGAUUCGGGAGAAGGCCCCUGAACGGCAAUAUCCCGCACCCGGAGAUGUCGAAGCUCAACGCGGAGACUUCUCCAUCCGCAUGGAUAUUCGCUCGGCAGGUGUGCGCUUGAGAUACCUUCCUUGGUAUCUGAAAGACACAUUUGUCAUCAUGUGGAUUGUCAUCGCAAUUGUCCUUCUCCUGGCAUUCUUUGUUGUCAGCUUCGUCAACAGCAAGACGAGGUAUGGCUUCCUACCGCAGGUUCCAGCAAGGGCCAAUUCUGCUGGAUUCUCCGCCUCCAAUUUCCUCUUUUCAUUCGUCCCCGCUGUGAUUGCCCACUUCCUCUUCCUUGCCUUCCUCUCCCUCGACUAUUCUCUUCGAGCUCUCCAGCCUUACGCCUCUCUCUCCGCUCCCGGUGGCGCCACGGCUGAGGCAUCCCUCCUCGCCGACUACCCCUGCCGACUUCCCCUCUCCGUCACCGUCUCCGCAAUCGCCAACCGCCACUUCCGCACGGCCUUCGUUUCCCUUGUCUCUCUUACAGCGGCAACCCUCCCCGUCCUCGCUGGCGGCUGCUUCUGGACACAAUUCUACCCCAACAGCACUCAAGUUCGCGUCGCAGCCCAUCUCCCCGCCUACUACGCUCUGUGCUUCUUUCUCGCCCUCUACGCAAUCAGCCUCUUCGCGCUACUGCCCGACCGCAGACGUGCCGCACUCCCGCAUCGCGCUAGCACCCUCGCAGAGAUCAUCAGCUGGCUCUACCAAAGUCAAAUCCUGACCGACCGCGCCUUCGCAAGGCCAUACACCAAGGCCGACCUCGUCACAAAACUCAUGGGCGCCGCCUACAUGGAGAAGGGAUGGGCAGCGCGCAGCCUCACGGCUCUGACGACACCAUCCCGCCGCAAUCUCCAGGAGGACGAGGCGGGUCCAUCUGCGCUUCCUGUCGCUGAGAAGAGGGGUAAGGGCAAAGCCCCCAUGGGGGAUGAAGAGGAGGCGGGCGGAAAGCGCAUGAGCCUCCUAGAUCCCGGCGCGAUCAGGUACGGCUUCGGCAUCCACGUCGGCCGCGAUGGGCUCGAGCAUCUAGGCAUCGACCGCGUGAAGAGGGGCGGCCAGCACGGGCGCGAGAUGGUGCUUUAUGAGGAGCAGAGGAGGGAGCUUUGA